AUGGUUUGGUUGCCGGGGGAAACUCGGACUUGGGAUGAGUACAAGAAGAAAUGGAUCGUUGUAAACGACUCAAACUCCAAAGAAAAGAAUAAUGAAGAGGAGGAUGGUAAGGACUGGAUUAGCGAGUUGCCUGAUGACAUGAUUAUUAUCAUAUUGUCUCUCCUGCCCUUGAGAGAAGCUGGGUUCACCAGUGUUCUUUCACACCGAUGGUCGGAUUUGUGGAAGCACAUUCCUAAUCUCGCCUUUGCUUACUAUCGAAACGUAGUAACUAUGUCUGUUAGUGCUAUCAGAGACAUGACACCAGAAAAACCCCUCGAAAGAGUAAAUUCUGUUCUUAAAUUGCAUCAAGCUCUUUCCCUCAAAAAGUUCGAAAUCUGUGUGUACGUAGACAAGUCAGUACAACGCUUAGUCACCAAGUGGCUCAAAUUUGUGUGGUCGAGAAACGUUGAGAUAUUGAAUUUGAACUUCAUAUGUUCAGAUCCAGAGUAUAGAGUUGUCUUAGGAGCUUCGCUGGUGCAGACAAGGCCAACGAAAUACCUCAAGACUUUGUCUCUCGAAAACAUCAAAGUGGGCGGUGAAGACAUCUCCUUGUUCCUCAUAAACUGUCCUUUGUUGAGUGAAUUGAACAUCAAAUCCUCGUCUGUGACGUCGGAUCUUCAUGUAUGCGGUGCAACCCUUGCACUGAAGCUUCUUCGGAUAUGGGAAUGUGUCUAUAAUAAUGGAUCAGUCGUCAACAUUUCUGCUCCAAAUCUUUCUCAAGUUGACGUCGAUGAAAGAAUUGGAAAGCUAUUAAUCGAGAACGUUCCAAGACUUGUUGUUGCGAGUUUUAAUAUUGAAGGUCAAAAAUAUACUGUGCAUAAAUUUGCUUCUGCAGUGCAUUGCUUUACUUCUAAUCUCAACACACUCAUCUUGUACCUCUUGUAUCCUAAGAACAUUUUAGGGAAAGGGUUUCCCCAAAUGCCUAAUCUCAAGGAGUUGAUUGUUAUCGAUGAGAGCGGAUUGUUCGAGCACGAUUAUCUCUUGCCUGCACCCUAUGUAAUAGCAGCAUGUCCUCGCCUCCAGAGUGCCACUUUCAAGAUGGAAGAACGGAAGUUGAAAUAUGUCCACACCAACAGCUUAAAACCUUAA
This is a messenger RNA of Salvia splendens (bonfire salvia), 1128 nucleotides long. Its product is annotated as F-box/LRR-repeat protein At3g26922. Lineage: Eukaryota; Viridiplantae; Streptophyta; Magnoliopsida; Lamiales; Lamiaceae. The transcript has 4 exons. Gene Ontology annotation, molecular function: protein binding. The record is from RefSeq and is a predicted model, not a curated record. The coding region runs from base 1 to 1128 and encodes 375 amino acids.